Messenger RNA from Enterobius vermicularis (human pinworm), 648 nucleotides. Lineage: Eukaryota; Metazoa; Nematoda; Chromadorea; Rhabditida; Oxyuridae. The record is from the annotation of a GenBank genome assembly.
AUGGAAGCUGCAGUUCAAGAAGCAGAAUUGAGUACUUUACUUAAAGAUUCCAACUACACAAUUCUUUUAAAAGAUGGAUUCUCAAUGUCUGAUCGUUUAGACGAAGUUAUGCUUGAAAUUUUGGGUUAUGAUUCAAAGCGAUUGCUGAGUGGAACAAUGAUUCAAGGUCAGGGAGUUGUGCUAACAACGAAUGGCAAUAGAUCUUUUAUGGAGGUUGGAGUUACCGAUGAGCCACAAAUAACUUUGGGCAAAAUUUAUGGUCCUAAUAGAACGCUUCUUCAUACGGUAGAAUUUGACGAGAAAGAUGGAGAUUAUGGUUACUGGAAUAUAAUGAAGAAUGGCGAGCAGUUUAUACGAGUUGAAGUGAAAAAGCUUACAAAGAUAAUGCCGUGUUUGUCGGCUUUAUUCAAAUGUUGCUUAUGCAUGAAAGGAGAUCAGGAACUAAGCUAUUAUAGCCGAGAUGGGCAAUCACAAAUUGGUCGUACAGCACCAGGAAUUUGUAGAACAGGGAAAAAUGUGAUUGUGUAUUUUCAGCCGAUAGCUUCAACAGAGGAACGAUUAGCCUUGUUGGGUACUUCAAUACUUUUUGUUAUCGAAGUGCUUUAUCCACAGUAUGCAAAAUGGGUUCGACUUGGCGAGACAUUUUAA